AUGUCUGCAAAAGCGAACCCCGACAUACAACUGUCACGAGCCAAAGUUUUUAGCGUCUGGACGCCAGGCGUGGGCAGUCGGGACAUGCGUUUAGCCUACCACUUUCGCAAUUCGUUUCGGAAGCGAACAGCCCCUGAAAGGACGCGUCUGACGUCAAAUGGCAAGCAACUGGGCCUUGGGUCUGUUACCCUUGAAGUAGUGUUAGUUGAAAAUGAGGAAGACUUUCAAGUGGAACAACCCGUGAAGGAGGCCACCGUCGAAUAUGAAUCAGAAAAAGCCGAUGACACCUCUCUAACUCAGUCAGACGCUGGUGCUGCAGUAGAAGCAGAGCCAGGUAAAGAAGACGAAAUUGAACUUACACAAUCUGAGACCGAAUCACCUGUGGAAGUGGAGCCAGACAAAGGGGAGCAAGUUUCACUAGAACAAUCCGAUGACGAGCCACCGGCGGAAGCGGAACCAGAUACAAAGGAAGAAAUUGAACUUAAACAAAAUGAGGACGAGCCACCGGUGGAAGCAGAGCCAGGUACACAGGAAGACAUUGAAGCUAAGCAAACUGCGGACGAACCAACUGUGGAAGUGGAGCCAGAUAAAGAGGAGCAAGUUUCCCUUAAUCAAUCCGACGACGAGCCACCAGUGGUAGAGGAGCCAGAUAAAGAGGAAGAAGUUUCACUUAAACAAUCCGACGACGAGCUGCCUAUGGAAGCAGACCCAAGAACAAAGGAAGAGAGCGAACUUAAACAAAGUGAAGGCAAACCACCAAUGGAAGCGAUGCCAGGUGCAGAGGAAGAAAUUGAACUGAAACAAAGUGAGGACGAGCCACCGGUGGAAGCAGAGCCAGGUUCAGAGGAAGAAGUUUCAUUGAAACAAUCAGACGACGAGCCACCAGUGUUAGCGGAGCCUGCUGAGGAGGAGGAGGAGGAGGAAUUUUUAUAUGAACCGCUUGAAUAUCGGCCUUACUCAGAAGAAGAGUUGGCACGAGAAGAUGAAGUCUCUCAAGAGCUCUCUAAACCUGAACCUCCGGUUAAUGUGGAGCCAACCUCCGAAGCAGGAGACGCAUUUGAACACUCAGAUCCUGAGCCUGUAAAUGAACCACCAGCGCUCGAAGAGAAUGAAAUCUCGACUGAGCAAUCAGAGGGUGAACCUUCUGCGGACGUAGAGUCAGCUGAGGAAGAUGGAUUCUCAAAUAGCCAAUCUGAGACUCUGCAGCCAAUUAAUGUUGAAUCAGAUGAAGAACAUUUAUUUAAACAAUCAGAGAGUGCUCCUCUAAUCGGAACAGAGAUAGUUGAAAAUGAAGGAGUCGCAAUUACCCAUCACGAAAUUCAUCCUGUUGUGGAGUUGGAGCCAGACCUGAAUGUUGUAGGUCCAGCAAUUGAAGAGGCAAAGACAUCAUCGCUUGAAGUGGAGGAGCAUAAAGAACCAUCAAAUGCUGAGUCUGAGUCGUCGGAAAACCUGGUUGAUAAUAUUAUGGUUGAGCCUAGACCAGACGUUCCCGUAAAUUUAAUCACAGAUGUCAAUCAACCUGCGUAUUUUGAAUCAGAAGAUAUAUAUAAUGAGAGUCGUGGCGAAAUCGGCACUGUUGAUGCCCCAACAGAAGAUGAAAAUAGGAAAAUUGACGUCGUAGAUCAAGAGAUCACCUUUGACACAGAAAAUGAGACGCCACGCGAGCCAAUUGAAGCCACUGACGUUAGCGAGCCGGAAUACACUACUUCAAGUAGCCAUGAAAAUACCCUGGAAGAACCUGACCUAAACAAGCCACACGAGUCGUCGACACCUGUUUAUGAACCAGAAAUCGUCCCAGAAGUUGCUUAUACUACAGGACCUGAAAGAAGUCAGGGCAACGUUCCUCACGACUACGGUAGAGGGGAUAGACCGUUAAUCUACACACCCGAACCCGUGUUCAGGGAGGAGUAUCAACCACGUCCAAAGCCUUAUGAGCCCACUACUAGCUCCUAUGAACGACGAAUGAGUCAAAUUGACGAGUAUCGUCGUGAGGAAGAGAGGCGAAAGCGCAUGUACGAGAGCCAAAAUAUCUACCGACGCCCAGAUCUGCGUGAGCGUGACAACACAUGGCCUCGUGAAACGCACACUGAAUCAAUGGAGGGUUGCGGUUUCGAUUAUCUGGGACGUAAAGUGAACUGUUCCUCCACGAACACCUUUAUGCCUAUUGAAAUGAGAGAUCAUCACCAAGGUGCCCGUCAGUACAUCCCGCCACCCGAGAACUUUGAGCUUCCGGAAGAAGCCAGCGAAGAUGCUCUGGAAGACGAAAUGGCAAUGCGAAGAGCGAAUCCCGUGUACCUCAGCAUGUCGCGAUGGCCAGUACGCAAUGUGAACCACCUGGGGCACUACCCACGACACCCUGCCUGUCGUCUCUCCCCGAAAUGGGGUGUCGGUCCAGAGGAGCUCUCCGCGUGGUUCUACUCCCAGGCUGAUGGAAGGUGCCUGUGGUUCGCCUAUGCUGGCCACGGUGGCAAUGCAAAUCGGUUCUACUCCAGAGCUAGCUGCGAUUCACUCUGUGUUUUUGACCAGGAUGAUCUGUGCCUGAACGUCCGCUGUGGAUACCCUGGCAGUCGUUGUAUUCUCCGUGGAGACGAUCGCUGCAAGGCCUACGCCAAGAGUCGUGGCAAGGACCUUGACCUCGAAUGCCCCCCUGACCAGCCGGUGUGCAGGGCACGUCGUGCACUCAUUGCUCCAGAAUACGACGCACAUUUAGUUCCAGGUGAAUGCAUGGAGGAGGUGGAUGCGGGUGGCUGUUUGGUCAAGAGCCCUCAAAUUCGCUACCACUACGACUCGCGUUCCAAUACUUGUCGUUCCUUCUACUUCCACGGAUGCGGUGGCAACAACAACCGUUUUGAAAGCAUGCAGGAGUGCAUGAAUCACUGUGCUCUUUAA
Mesocestoides corti is the source of this 2889-nucleotide messenger RNA. The record is from the annotation of a GenBank genome assembly. NCBI's taxonomy places the organism in Eukaryota, Metazoa, Platyhelminthes, Cestoda, Cyclophyllidea, Mesocestoididae.